UCAGCCAUCCAUCCUUUAGUGUGAGCACAUACAGUUAUAUCUUCUGGAAUUUGAAUUGCUGCUACUUUUGCCUGUGGAUCAUGCCUGUUCUGCCUUUAGCUCUGCUCUUGCUUUCUGGCUUAGCUGCUUCUGUGGAAGUGAAACGCCCACGAGGUGUCUCCCUAACAAACCAUCACUUCUAUGAUGAAUCAAAGCCAUUCACUUGUCUGGAUGGCUCUGCAAUUAUAGCCUUUGACAGAGUCAAUGAUGAUUAUUGUGACUGCAAAGAUGGCUCAGAUGAGCCAGGGACGUCUGCAUGCCCAAAUGGCCGUUUCCACUGUUCCAAUGCUGGUUACCGCCCUCAGUACAUCCCCUCCUCUCGUAUCAAUGAUGGGAUUUGUGACUGCUGUGAUGCAACAGAUGAAUACAACAGUGGCAUUGUGUGUGAAAACACCUGCAAAGAGAUGGGCCGAAAGGAACGGGAGGCACUGAAGCAGAAGGCUGAGGUGGCCAGAGAGGGCUUUGAAAUCAAGAAGGCCCUGAUGGAAGAAGCAAGUAAGAGAAAGGAAGAAAAACAGAGAAAGCUAAUUGAACUACAGGAGAGUAAGAAAUCUGUAGAAGAGCAAGUGGAGACUCUCAAGGUACAGAAGGAGGCUGCUGAGAAGCCUGAAAAAGAAGCCAAAGAGAUCCACCAAAAAGCCUGGGAAGAACAGAAAGCAGCAGAAAGAGCAGCAAAAGAUCAAGCCAAAGCAGCAGAAGCCUUCCUGGAGCUGGACGAUGAUGGAGAUGGGAUAGUAUCUGUUAUGGAACUUCAGACACACCCUGAACUGGAUGUGGAUGACGAUGGGAUCCUUUCAGAAACAGAAGCCCAGACUUUGCUGGGCAACUCCUUGCAGGUGGACAUGGACAGUUUCCAGAACAUAGUUUGGUCUGCAAUCAAGGAGAAGUACAAAGCAGAGAGCUUGGCUGAUAUACAGCCUCCAUCAAAGGGUCCAGUUGAGGAGGAGCCAGAUAAUCAGUCUGAUGCCCAGUUGGACCAGUUACCUCCUGAAGAGGACUAUGAAGAAGAUGAUGAUGAAGAUGAAGAACCUGAUGAAGACAGCAUUGAUGAGGAAAUGAAGGUCCCACCAUCCAAGCCACCGUCUGAUACCAAGGUGGCAGAAGAAGAACUGGAAAAGAUGCCUCCUUAUGAUGAAACUACUCAGGCUCUGAUUGAUGCUGCACAAAAGGCUCGGGAGCAAUUUGAAGAGGUAGAGAAGUCCCUGAAAGAAAUGGAGGACUCAAUCAGGAGCCUGGAGAAAGAGAUUUCAUUUGAUUUUGGACCUCAUGGAGAAUUUUCAUAUCUGUACGGCCAAUGCUAUGAACUCACCACAAAUGAAUACAUUUAUCGUCUCUGCCCAUUUAACAGAGUGUCCCAGAAACCGAAGCAUGGUGGCUCAGAGACCAGCCUUGGCACAUGGGGUUCAUGGACUGGUUCAGAGGAUAAUAAAUUCAGUGUCAUGAAAUAUGAACAUGGGACGGGCUGCUGGCAGGGCCCCAACCGAUCCACCACAGUGAAACUUUCAUGUGGCAAGGAGACAGUGGUCACAUCCACAACAGAGCCGAGUCGCUGUGAGUACUUGAUGGAGUUUGUCACUCCAGCAGCCUGCCAUGAGCCAAAGGACCUCAAUCAUGAUGAACUCUGAGAGCAGAUGUGCAGAAGCCAUAACUAGUAGAGCCAGGCUCAGAUCCCAGUGAUUCCGAGACCCAUGGCAGAAUUCACCGCCUGCUCUUCUGUCCCACAGCCCACCCACAUGGACUUCCCAUGUUGAUCCUGGCAUCCCUUCCCCACUGUUAGUGCUGCUUUGCCCCAGUGGACUUCGGGGUUUUUAAAUACUGGUAUUUUCCUUGCCAGUCCUGCAAAGAUAACUCUUUUUCUCCCCGCCCUCCUUUCUUGCUUUAGGGCACCACCUGCCAUGGUCAUGCACAGGACUGCAAAGCUGCCUGGCCAUUUAUCUUGAUGGGGGAAGGCACUCUCCAUCCCACACUGUUGUUUCUUUGUAGGGGAGAAGGGGGUUAAGUUCAUUCAGGAGUGGUGAAGAAAUCUCAGGCUGUCUUCCUGAAGUGCUUUCUUCUGCUGGACUUUUGUUCUGAGCCAGAUAUCUCUCAGCCUGAGAGAGUGGAGUAAGACAGGCUGGGGAAAAGAGCCUGUGUCCAGCUUGCCUCCUGCACUGACAGUCCCAGACUGUCUUUCUGUUUUAUUCUAAUCUGCUGUUUGGUGGUGAACUCUUUUGGAAACAAACAAACAAACAUUCCCUUCCAAUAAAGAAACAUCUCUUGUC
This is a messenger RNA of Sceloporus undulatus (fence lizard), 2300 nucleotides long. It is a transcript of the gene PRKCSH, whose product is annotated as protein kinase C substrate 80K-H. Gene Ontology annotation, cellular component: glucosidase II complex. Gene Ontology annotation, biological process: N-glycan processing; liver development. The record is from RefSeq and is a predicted model, not a curated record. NCBI's taxonomy places the organism in Eukaryota, Metazoa, Chordata, Lepidosauria, Squamata, Phrynosomatidae. The coding region runs from base 81 to 1664 and encodes 527 amino acids. The transcript is spliced from 18 exons. Gene Ontology annotation, molecular function: calcium ion binding.